GUAGCCAUGGAGACCGCGCGAGAGCGAGGCAGCUGGUAGAGUUCUCACCGCGAGCGUUUCCGCUCACCUAAAAUAAGGAGCUGGCGAGUCGUGGAGGACGAGGAACAACGCGGAACAGUACUGAGGAAAUAACACUAGACGACGUAAACAUAAUUUUGUAAAAAUAUCAUUUAGCCAGAUUCUGGUUUUUGGGUGUGUCCAUUUUUUACAACCGUUAAUGCAUCGAGUGUGAAGCAGUGAGAGGAGGCUCGCCGCUGUUAACCUUUACGCUGGUUAAGCCGUAGAGGACUCUCGCUGGUCGCCGGAGGAAAAGAUGUGCGAUGGAAUGGUAGCGUUUCAGACGAGAGCCCUGUCCUCCUCCUCUUCCUCAACCUCCUCCUUUCUAGCCCACAGGCUGGCUGCCUCUGCGCUUCUCCUCCUUUUUACCCUGCUCCCCAAUGGUCACGCAUCAGGUUGUGCGUGGCCCCCUGGCGUGCAGCACGGAGACUUGCUAAACCAGACCGAAGCUAACCGUGGCUCUUUCCCCCCGGGCACCCUGCUGACUUAUGGCUGCGAGCCUGGCUACACUGCAGAUGGAACCACCACCAUCAUCUGUACCAGCUCUGGAGCCUGGUCCCAUCAACCUCCACACUGUAUCAGAAGCGGCGUGUGUUCACCCCCCACUGAGCCAGAGAACGGGGGCUACCGCUGUCACCCGUCUCCCUGCCACCGCCUCACCCAGAAGACCGUCAUCGAAUACUUCUGUGACGAGGGAUUCGCUCUGAAGGGAGACUACAAGUUCCUCACCUGCCAGAACGGCGAGUGGGACGGCCCCAUGCAGAUUAGCUGCCGACUCACACAAGACAAGGAGCCGAGCUCCCCACUGGGUAUACCUGCUCUGUCCAUUGUGGCGUCCACAGCCAGUUCUGUGGCACUCAUCCUGCUGUUAGUGGUGCUGUUUGUUCUUGUACAGCCCAAACUCAAGUCCUUCCACCACAACAGGAGGGAGAUGGGAGUCUCGGGCGAGUCCAGCUCCAUCAUGGUUGAGGGCGUCCAGGUGACACUGCCCUCCUACGAAGAGGCUGUGUAUGGAAGCGGUGGACCCGGUGGCGCUUCUGGUCCCCCUCCUUCUCCGCCUCCUCCUUCGGCUGCUGCAGAGUCUCGAGUCCCGAUCGUGCUCUCCGAGGGUCUCCCUCAGGGAGCCACGGGAGGCCAAGGCGCCAGCAGAACACGGCACAACAGAAACUUAGACUUCUCUCUCCCAUCCACGUCCUCCUCCUCAUCCUUCUCCUCCCGCCGUCAUGCAGAGACGGUGCUGGUUCAUCAGGCCCCCUCUUCCUCCUCCUCUUCAUCAUCAUGGGCUAGAGAGCACCCUGGGGGUGCAUGCGCAGGCCCCCUACCUCUCCGUAGAGACUCUGAGAGUAGCGACCAGCACAGUCUGCUUUCUGUCACCUCUACAGAUGACUUUUCUGACGAUAUCCCCCUGCUGAAGGAAGCAUGAAGCCUCCUCGCCUGCUAGCAGCAUCAGCAGCGGAGGCCUGAUUUCUCUAUCGCUCACUGCUGACCAGGACUGACUGUUGCUGUCACCCUACUUCCCCCCGAUCGCCCUCAGCAGCCAGCAGAGAAAAGACUAGAACUGUUCACCAUUGCCCAUGCAACCUCUUCUGCCAUUACUACCCAUGCAGAGCAAAGCCAACAACCAACACCCGCAAUGAUGGAGCACCACUGGACCCAGCGACUGGAUCAGAAGACAAAUAAAGUGGCGCCAGCUCAACAUGAAUCGUGUAGAUCCGAUGUAUACGUAAAACAUACAUACUGAGUCUCGGUUGUGUACUUUAGGCUAUGUUCGCACCGCACACUUCCUCCUCCCAGGUGCUCUAUAAAAACAAUGCUCACAGAGGCGUCAUUGGAGAAGGCCAAAGCAAUCGAGACACGUCGACUCGGCCUGGGAUUACUGCGGAUAAAAAAAUAAAUAAUAAAACCUUGUGACGUCCGCUCCUGGUGCUGCGGCGCUCCGAAUCGUCUUCCCGCUGUGACGGCUGGGAUUUUGUGGCCCGCUUUGUGAAUGCUGCAUGUUGUUUUCGGUUAGUGCUGUCGCAGCACAGCAGCACUCUGAACGAAGCAUGAAGCCUCCUCGGUCUCCCUCUCUCUCCCCCUCGCUUUCCGAGUAUCGGGGCGGCGUCUAGCAUAUGGGUUAGUGGGAUUGAGAACCACUUCACGGGAGCUAAAAGCAGGGUUACCAAGUACCACAUCACAACUAUAGAAAGACCCCCUCCUUCCUUUUCUGUUGCCAGCUGCACCCACUAUCUGGAAGGUGUUCCUUCUGUCGCAUGAGUGGCAUUGAUUGGUGUUUUGGUUCCAGGACUGUGCCGUGCAUCUUACUUGUAGGAGGAGGGAGGAGACGUCAUCUCACAGUUUGUGUAAAAGCUGAGGAGAGGGUGGUCUUUCAAUGUGGUGAUCGGGCAAAUGACUAAACUUUAGGGUUGUGCGUGUCGAGUUUUGUUCCCUGUAUUUAUUGGUGUGUUGCUAAGUUUUCUUUGAGUUGCUGAUUGUGUGCGUGUGUAUGUGCGUGUGUGUGCGCGUGCGUGCGUGUCAGCCAGGCAGGAGAGUACAUGUCCUCAUAAGGAAAGCCUCGACGGAGACAUUUCCUGAUUUGCCGCUCUUGCUUCACAACGUCCACGUCUUUCAUAGGAAAACGUCCCUCCCAGCAUUGAAUAAGUCACAUGAACAAACCAGCGUCACUUCAGGCAAUGAGUCCACUACACAAUGUGUGUAUUAGUCAUCCACUUUCAAGCUAGAAUAUUGAUCAUUUUCUGCUGAAUGGCUGGAAAACACAAGUCCCCUAAGAGGACCUGGCUCUCGUCCACCUUCACAUUCUCGACUUUAGUGCAUUAUGGACACGACUGCAACUGGUUGCAGUGGAACGCUAAAGUUUGGUUAUAUAGCACCCCACACUCGCCACGUACACUCACUCCCCCCUCAUGCCAAGUGCACAUUUAUGAGCGAAUAAUGCCAUGUUGUCAGAAAUCAUCUUCUGUUUUCAUCUCCAGUUGAAAAAGCUUUGGUGGUUGAGCUGGUCACCGUGGAAACAGCAUGACUCCGAAAGGAUCCUGAGAAUUACUUUUCAAGCUUCAGAAAAAGAAAAAAAAUUAAAAACACGUCUGAAUUUCUUUUCUGAUCUAGCUCGGCAUUUGUGUCUGUCCUUGUCAACGGCUCCAUUAUUAAUGCAAACAGAAUGUUGCCUUAGACUUAUACAUUUUCUUUUUUAUAUAAUCUUAAGCCUCCUCGUUGGUUGCUUUCCAAUAUUGCAACAGAUUCUGUUUUCCCAAAUGGCCUUACUCUGUUCUUUUCUAUUCUAUGCAUACAACUGUCUCUGUGUAUUUAUCAGUUUACUUUUGUUGUGGACACGACUGAAAGAAUGUCAUUCUUCUGUCCUCCCCUAGCUUUUACAGCUACUGCGAUGAUGAUGAUGAUGAUGAUGAUGAUGAUGACACACCUAUAAGCACCUAUAUUUCAUUAUUCUUUUGCUUCUUUUGCUUCAAGGCAUUACAAUAUUAUGGGAUUGAAAAAAAUUUCAAACUAACUUUGCAUUCAGAAGCACUGUUGUACGGUGUCGCGUCCCUGAAAAUUACAGGUUUAAAAAAAAAAAAACUACACAUCUUGAUUCUUAGUUUCAAAUGCUUUGGUUUUCCCUCUGUACAUGGCAGUGGGUGUGAAGAUAGUAAUUUAAUAUUUGUAUAAAGUUUAAUUUAAUUUUACAGUGUGUGUGUGUAUAUAACUUUCUAAUUAAAGCUUUCUUUUGAAUGUGGAA
Molecule: messenger RNA, 3790 nt
Organism: Cyclopterus lumpus (lumpfish)
Lineage: Eukaryota; Metazoa; Chordata; Actinopteri; Perciformes; Cyclopteridae
Gene: susd6
Product: sushi domain containing 6
Exons: 7
Coding region: 314-1480 (388 amino acids)
Source: RefSeq, a predicted model, not a curated record